Molecule: messenger RNA, 10302 nt
Organism: Oxyura jamaicensis (ruddy duck)
Lineage: Eukaryota; Metazoa; Chordata; Aves; Anseriformes; Anatidae
Gene: ABCA2
Product: ATP binding cassette subfamily A member 2
Exons: 50
Coding region: 131-7681 (2516 amino acids)
Biological process (GO): lipid transport; transmembrane transport
Cellular component (GO): intracellular membrane-bounded organelle; membrane
Molecular function (GO): ABC-type transporter activity; ATP hydrolysis activity; lipid carrier activity
Source: RefSeq, a predicted model, not a curated record
GCCGAGCCUACUGCGGACAAAGGCGGCGGCGGCGGCCUGGGCAUGGCGGUGGGCGGCGGGUGAGCUGCGGUGCUGAGCGGGGCGGAGCGGAGCGGGGAGCGCCCUGCGGCGGGGCCGGCGCGGAGCGGCCAUGGGGUUCCUGCACCAGCUCCAUCUCCUGCUCUGGAAGAACGUGACGCUGAAGCGGCGCAGCCCGUGGGUGCUGGCUUUUGAGAUUUUCAUCCCACUGGUGCUCUUCUUCAUCCUCCUGGGACUGCGGCAGAAGAAGCCAACCAUCCCUGUGAAGGAAGUCUCUUUCUACACGGCGGCCCCACUCACCUCGGCUGGGAUCCUGCCUAUCAUGCAGUCCCUGUGUCCCGAUGGCCAGCGUGAUGAGUUUGGCUUCCUGCAGUACUCCAACUCCACGGUGACGCAGCUCCUGGAGCACCUCAGUGAGGUGGUGGAGCAGAGUAACUUGUUCGACCCAGACCACCCGGGCCUGGAGGAGGAGCUGGAGUCCCUGCGUCGGCGCCUGGAGGCACUCAGCAGCAGCGAGCCCAGCUCCAUGGACACCCACUUCAGCAGCCAAGCAGGGUCUGGCUUCACACUGGGGUGGGCAGCCAAGGACCAGGGCGAGCUGCAGCGCUUCCUCACGCAGAACCUGUCCCUUCCCAAUGGCACGACCGAGCUCCUCUUGGGCUCCAGCAUUGACCUGCAGGAGGUAUACCACCUGUUGUUUGGCUCGUCUCCUUUGGCACCGGACAAUAUCCAUGAGCAAGACCUGUGGGAUUGGUUUGGACCCAGUGACAAAAUCUCACAGCUGGAGAAGAGCCUCCCCAGCGGCUGGAGAAGCCUGCGGGAAGGGCUGGUCCACAGUGCACUGCGCAACCCCUCCACAGCCCUGCAGAGGCCGGCGUUGCUCCGCCUGCUCUCCCAGGCCCUGGGCCUUGCCAGUGCCACCACAGCACCUACAGGCUCCUACAGCCCCCAGGCCUUCGUCACUGAGAUGGAGCUCCCUGCCCUGCAGGGUGUUCUCUUCACAGCACCAGUGCUGGAGCAGCUGACAUGCGAGCAGAGCUCUGGGACGCUGCACCGCCUCCUGCGUGUGGCCCCAAGCCAGCAGCCACUGCUGCAGGCAUACCGUGCGCUGGCAUGCAAUGGCAGCCGGGCAGCCCGCGAGGAGCGCUUUGCCCUGCUGGCUGCUGAGCUGCGGGACCAGCUGGAUGUCCCCAAGAUCAUCAGCAGGCUGCAACUGGAUGAGGUGAACAGCACAGCAGCCCAGCACCGGCUCCGCACCCUCCUAGAGGACCUCAUGGAGAUGGAGAAGGUUCUCCGCGACAUGGACAUCCUCUCAGCACUGGCCAGGCUCCUGCCCAGGGGAGCCUGCACCAGCAAGGCUCCACCACCUACCACCAACAGCACUGGCUGGGCCAGCGCUAAUGCCACGGCCAACAAUGCCACAGUGGAAGAGGAGGGUGCCAGGGGGGACCUGGCUGGCGGUGACAACCCCCAGGGGCAGUUCUCAGCCUUUGUGCAGCUUUGGGCUGGUCUGCAACCCAUCCUCUGUGGCAACAACCGGACAAUUGAACCUGAGGCACUGAAGCAGGGCAACAUGAGCUCUCUGGGCUUCACCAGCAAGGAACAGCGAAACCUAGGACUCCUCGUACAUCUUAUGACCAGCAACCCCAAAAUUCUUUAUGCUCCUGUGGGUACCGAAGUGGACAAGGUCAUCCUGAAGGCCAACGAGACCUUUGCCUUUGUGGGCAAUGUCACCCACUAUGCCAAGGCAUGGCUGAACAUAUCACCUGAGAUCCGGGCCUACCUAGAAGAGGGCAGGCUGCAGAGACGCAUCCGCUGGCUCCAGCAGUUCACCACUGACCUCCACAAGCACCCAGAGAUCCUGAAUGUCUCCGAAAAUGACCUUCUCCACAACUUUCUCAACGGCAACUUCUCACUGCCCAAUGCCAGUGUCCUGCUCCAGCAGCUGGACACUAUUGAUAAUGCUGCCUGUGGCUGGGUCCACUUCAUGGCCAAGGUCAGUGUGGACAUCUUCAAGGGCUUCCCAGAUGAGGAGAGCAUCGUCAACUACACACUGAACCAGGCCUACCAAGACAACGUCACAGUCUUUGCCAGUGUAAUCUUCCAGACCAACAGGGAUGGCUCACUGCCCCCACACGUCAUGUACAAGAUCCGGCAGAACUCCAGCUUCACAGAGAAGACCAAUGAGAUCCGGCGUGCAUACUGGCGGCCUGGACCCAACACUGGUGGCCGCUUCUACUUCCUCUAUGGCUUCGUCUGGAUCCAGGACAUGAUGGAGCGUGCCCUCAUCAACACUUUUGUUGGCCAUGAUGUGGUGGAGCCUGGCAACUAUGUGCAGAUGUUCCCAUACCCAUGUUACACCCGGGACGACUUUCUCUUCGUCAUUGAGCACAUGAUGCCCCUGUGCAUGGUGAUCUCCUGGGUCUACUCAGUAGCCAUGAUGAUCCAGCAUAUUGUGACAGAGAAGGAACAUCGCCUGAAAGAGGUCAUGAAGAUGAUGGGCUUGAACAAUGCAGUGCAUUGGGUGGCUUGGUUCAUCACCGGCUUUGUCCAGCUCUCCAUCUCAGUCACAGCACUCACUGCAAUCCUGAAGUAUGGCAAGGUCCUGAUGCACAGUGACGUCCUCAUCAUCUGGCUCUUUCUUGCCAUUUAUGCUGUGGCCACCAUCAUGUUCUGUUUCCUGGUGUCAGUGCUCUACUCCAAGGCCAAGCUGGCUUCUGCUUGCGGAGGCAUCAUCUACUUCCUCAGCUACGUGCCCUACAUGUAUGUGGCCAUCCGGGAGGAGGUGGCGCAUGACAAGAUCACAGCCUUUGAGAAGUGCAUUGCGUCUCUCAUGUCAACCACGGCCUUUGGGCUGGGCUCCAAGUACUUUGCACUGUAUGAGGUAGCUGGUGUGGGCAUCCAGUGGCACACCUUCAGCCAGUCGCCUGUGGAAGGAGAUGACUUCAACCUCCUGCUGUCCAUGAUGAUGCUGAUCAUAGAUGCCGUGGUGUACGGGGUGCUCACGUGGUACAUUGAGGCUGUGCACCCGGGCAUGUUUGGCCUGCCGCGGCCCUGGUACUUCCCCUUCCAGAAGUCCUACUGGCUGGGAAAUGGACGAGUGGAGACCUGGGAGUGGACCUGGCCCUGGUCCCGUACCACCCGCCUCAGCAUCAUGGAAGAGGAUCAGGCCUGCGCCAUGGAGAGCAGGAGGCUGGAGGAGACACGGGGAAUCGAGGAGGAGCCAACCCACCUCCCCUUGGUCGUCUGCAUUGACAAGCUCACCAAGGUCUACAAGACAGACAAGAAGCUGGCACUGAACAAGCUGAGCCUUAACCUCUAUGAGAACCAGGUGGUGUCCUUCCUGGGGCACAAUGGUGCAGGCAAAACCACCACCAUGUCCAUCCUGACUGGCUUGUUCCCUCCGACCUCGGGCUCCGCUACCAUCUAUGGCCACGAUAUACGGACAGAGAUGGAUGAGAUCCGAAAAAACCUGGGCAUGUGUCCCCAGCACAAUGUGCUCUUUGACAGGCUGACAGUGGAGGAGCACCUCUGGUUCUACUCACAGCUCAAGAGCAUGGCAGAGGAGGAGAUCCGCAAGGAGAUGGACAAGAUGAUUGAGGACCUGGAGCUCUCCAACAAACGCCAUUCCCUGGUGCAGACCCUCUCAGGAGGCAUGAAGAGGAAGCUGUCAGUGGCCAUUGCCUUUGUAGGUGGGUCACGGGCUGUGAUCCUGGACGAACCCACGGCUGGAGUCGAUCCAUAUGCACGCAGGGCCAUCUGGGACCUCAUCCUCAAGUACAAGCCAGGGAGGACCAUCUUGCUGUCCACUCAUCACAUGGAUGAGGCUGACCUGCUGGGAGACCGCAUCGCCAUCAUCUCCCAUGGCAAGCUCAAGUGCUGUGGUUCCCCACUCUUCCUCAAGAGCACCUAUGGUGAUGGCUACAAGUUGACGGUGGUGAAGAAGCAGUCAGACACCAGAACCAGCACAGAGCCAGGCCAGCCCCACAGUCCUCUAGGCCACUCCUCCGUCAGCCCCUGCUCUGAGCCCCGCGUCUCCCAGUUCAUCAAGAAAUACGUGGCCUCCUGCCUCCUCAUCUCGGACACCAACACUGAGCUCUCCUACAUCCUGCCCAGCGAGGCUGUCAAGAAGGGCUGCUUUGAGAGGCUCUUCCAGCACUUGGAGCAGAGUCUGGAGGAACUUGACCUCACCAGUUUUGGGCUGAUGGACACCACACUCGAGGAGGUCUUCCUGAAGGUGUCUGAGGAGGACCAGUCCUUGGAGAACAGUGAUGUGGACAUGAAGGAGUCCAAGAAGGAUGCCCUCCAGCCACCUGCCCCUGAACUGGACCCAAAGCCAGAGGCCAAUGGGGAGCCCCUGGCUGAGGCAGACGUGCCUGAGAAGCCCGAGGUAGAGCUCAGCAACCUGGUGACAUGCUCCAAGCUGGCGCAGUCGCAGGCGUCCUUGCGCUCUGCCUCCUCAGUGGGCUCCGUGCGGGGCGACGAAGGUGGGGCUUAUUCUGAGUUCUUUGGGGAUUACUCUCCAUUGUUUGACAAUCAUCAGGACCCUGACAACAUCAGUCUGCAAGACCAAGAGGCCGAUGUGGAGGCAGAGGACCAUGACCUGGCUGGGCAGGGGACUUUCAAGCUGGAGGGCUCGUGGCUGAAGCUGCGCCAGUUCCACGGGCUGAUCGUAAAACGCUUCCACUGUGCCAAGCGCAACACCAAGGCCCUCUUCUCUCAGAUCCUCCUGCCUGCCUUCUUUGUCUGCGUGGCCAUGACUGUGGCACUCUCAGUGCCUGAAAUAGGUGACCUGCCACCCCUCAUCCUCUCGCCAUCACAGUACCACAAUUAUACCCAGCCCAAGGGCAAUUUCAUUCCUUAUGCCAACGAGGAGCGGCGUGAGUACCGCUUGAGGCUGUCUCCUGACGCCAGCCCCCAGCAGCUAGUGAACACCUUCCACCUGCCCUCUGGCAUUGGGGCCACCUGCGUGCUCAAGACAGCCUUCAACAACACACUGGACCAGCCCAUGCAGACCCUGAACCUCAAUAGCAAUGAGUCCAAGAUGCUGGCGGCCAAGUACUUUGAUGCUAUGUGCAUCGACUCCUUCACGCAGGGCCUGCCGCUCUCCAACUUCGUGCCACCACCUCCAUCCCCAGCUCCUUCUGACUACCCCAUCUCAGUGGAUGAGGACUUGCUGCAUGCUUGGAACUCCACAACCUUCUCUUCUGCUAUCAAAGAGACAGUCACCUCGGCUCCUGCCCUGCCCCAGAUCAUCCAUGAGCCUAUCAAGUGCACAUGCUCCAUGCAGGGGACUGGUUUCUCCUGCCCCAGUGGUGUGGGAGGCCACCCCCCACAGAUGAAGGUGGUAACGGGGGACAUCCUGGCAGACAUCACGGGGCGCAACGUCUCUGAGUACCUGCUCUACACAUCGGACCGCUUCCGUCUGCACAGGUACGGGGCACUCACCUUUGGCAAUGUCCAGAAAUCCAUCCCAGCCUCCUUUGGGGCCAGGGCCCCUGCCAUGGUGCGCAAGAUCGCCGUCCGGAGAACAGCCCAGGUCUUCUACAACAACAAGGGCUACCACAGCAUGCCCACCUACCUCAAUGCUCUCAACAAUGCCAUCCUACGAGCGAACCUGCCCAAGAGCAAAGGCAACCCUGCUGCCUAUGGCAUCACAGUCACCAACCAUCCCAUGAACAAGACAAGCGCCAGCCUGUCCUUGGAUUACCUUCUGCAAGGCACAGACGUGGUGAUUGCCAUCUUCAUCAUUGUGGCGAUGUCCUUUGUGCCUGCCAGCUUUGUGGUGUUCUUGGUGGCUGAAAAGGCCACUAAGGCCAAACACCUGCAGUUUGUGAGUGGCUGUGACCCUGUCAUCUACUGGUUGGCCAACUACGUGUGGGAUAUGUUGAACUACCUGGUACCGGCCACGUGCUGUAUCAUUAUCCUUUUCGUGUUUGACCUCCCGGCAUACACCUCUCCCACCAACUUCCCAGCCGUCCUCUCACUCUUUCUGCUGUAUGGCUGGUCCAUCACCCCCAUCAUGUACCCUGCCUCCUUCUGGUUUGAGGUGCCCAGCUCUGCCUACGUCUUCCUCAUCGUCAUCAACCUCUUCAUUGGCAUCACUGCCACUGUCGCCACGUUUCUGCUGCAGCUCUUUGAGCAUGACAAGGAUUUGAAGGUGGUGAACAGCUACCUGAAGAGCUGCUUCCUUGUAUUCCCUAACUACAACCUGGGCCAUGGCUUGAUGGAGAUGGCUUACAAUGAAUACAUAAAUGAGUACUACGCCAAGAUUGGGCAGUUUGAUAAAAUGAAAUCGCCUUUUGAAUGGGACAUUGUGACGCGUGGGCUUGUUGCCAUGACAAUCGAAGGCUUCGUCGGCUUCUUCAUCACCAUCAUGUGCCAAUACAACUUCUUCCGGAAGCCCCAGCGGCUCCCUGUCUCCACCAAGCCCAUUGAAGACGACAUUGAUGUAGCCAAUGAGCGGCACCGUGUCCUGCGCGGGGAUGCUGACAAUGACAUGCUGAAGAUUGAAAAUCUCACCAAGGUGUACAAGUCCCGCAAGAUUGGGCGCAUCCUGGCCGUGGAUCGGCUGUGUGUGGGCGUGCGGCCUGGGGAGUGCUUUGGGCUGCUGGGUGUCAAUGGUGCAGGAAAGACAACUACCUUCAAGAUGCUGACAGGGGAUGAGAGCACCACAGGAGGAGAGGCCUUCGUUAAUGGGCACAGCAUCCUGAAGGAGCUCCUGCAGGUCCAGCAGAGCUUGGGCUACUGCCCCCAGUUCGAUGCGCUCUUUGACGAGCUGACAGCCCAGGAGCACCUGGAGCUCUACACCCGCCUGCGUGGCAUCCCGUGGAAGGACGAGGAGCGGGUAGUCAAGUGGGCACUGAAGAAGCUCGAGCUGACCAAAUAUGCUGACAAGCCUGCCAGCACCUACAGUGGAGGCAACAAGAGGAAGCUGUCCACAGCCAUCGCAUUGAUUGGAUACCCAGCAUUCAUCUUCCUGGAUGAGCCAACGACGGGGAUGGAUCCCAAGGCACGGCGCUUCCUAUGGAACCUAAUCCUGGAUGUCAUCAAAACUGGCCGCUCCGUGGUGCUCACGUCCCACAGCAUGGAAGAAUGUGAGGCGCUCUGUACCCGCCUGGCCAUCAUGGUGAAUGGGCGGCUCAAAUGUCUCGGCAGCAUCCAGCACCUGAAAAACAGGUUUGGAGAUGGCUACAUGAUCACAGUGCGCACAAAGUCCAGCCUCAACGUCAAGGAGGUGGUGAGGUUCUUCAACCGCAACUUUCCUGAGGCCAUCCUCAAGGAGCGGCACCACACUAAAGCCCAGUACCAGCUCAAGUCAGACCAGAUCUCACUGGCACAGGUCUUCAGCAAGAUGGAGCAGGUGGUGGAUGUGCUGGGCAUUGAAGACUACUCUGUCAGCCAGACUACGCUGGACAAUGUGUUUGUGAAUUUUGCCAAGAAGCAAAGCGACAACCUGGAACAGCAGGAGACAAGCCCUAGCUGUGCAAUGCAGUCACCCUUGGAGCGUGUGCUGAGCCUGCUGCGCCCACGGGCCACCCCCACAGAGCUGCAGGCCCUGGUGGUGGAGGAGCAGGAGGACCUGGAAACUGAUGAUGAAGGCCUCAUCAGCUUCGAGGAGGAGAGGGCUCAGCUCUCAUUCAACACGGACACGCUGUGCUGAGACACUGAGGGGGGGGAGCCACAUCCCCUGGCUGUGAAGCCACCAAAUACUUUUUGCCUCUCCUCUCCCUUCGUCCCUGUUGAGUGGACACAGUCGGCAUGGGGAUGCGGGGGAUUGCCCCCACAUGCCCAGGGGGUCAAGCCCUGCUGCUUGAAAGGACACAGUGGGUGCGGUACCAGCCUGGAUGGACUCUGAACCAAUGGCCACCAGCCGGCCUUUGUCCCCUGCAGCUCUGGGGCAACUCCUCACGAUACCAGCAGGGGUUGCCAUCCUUGCCAGCUUGCCCAGCUGGUGCGUGCCACGGACGGAGACUGUGAACAGAAGGACACUACAUUGCAACAGUGCUGCCAGCCCUGUGUGUCCCAUGCUGGUAGGGAAGAGGCCUAUGAGAGUGGUGCCUUUGGACACCCACUUUUGCACCCACCCCAGGGAAUCCUGGCCAUGGGGAUACCCAUCACCACCCCAGGCCUGGCCCUGGCAUGGCCAGAGGAAGGACUGCUGCUUUUUCUUUGUUUCCAUCACCUGCUGGGCUUGGCACUUGCUCAUGGCAUCACGGGACUCGUUGGCCCAGCACUGCAAAGGCAGGAGCUCCAGUGCUUCACCCUUGUUUGAUUUCUGUUGCCAGCGCUGCUGACAGAACAUCACUUGCAACCUCAAGCCUGCUGGAGACAGGGAUUCAGCCCUGCUGGUGCUUCUGCCAGCUGAGGGGUUUGGCCCUGCCAGCUUGCAACCUUGUCCAGGGCUGCCUCUGCCAGGUGCCAGUGCUUGCCCUGGCUCUGCCAAGCCUUUUCCUUGCUUGCUCUGGGCACUCAGUGCCAUUCCUGGGGCAGGGCACUGGUGCCCAUGCAGAGAGGCACAUGGUGGGGCACAGAGGUAUUUCACAGGGUAUUUCACAUGCUGGCACCGUCUGUUUUUCCACUCUGCCCCCAACCAUGUCCCAGAGCCCCUCACCCUGCCCUCCUGCCUGCCAUCACACUGCUUCUCUCAGUGAGCAUUAGGCACAGGGCAUCGCUGCAACUGUGCCACCUUUCUGCUGUCACCCAUCCUUUUCUCCCUUGCCCUAGCACUCAUUGCUCAGAGUCUGGCCCAGUGUGGGAGCUACUUGUACUGGAUUGUUAUUGUUGGUUCACUGAUGGCACUGGGAGAGGGGACUGCUGCACCCCAGUAUGGCUUUUGAGUCUGGGGAAGGGGAGGUGGCCUCAAGGUGUGAGGACAAGGCAGCCUGACUCUGCACUGGUUCAGCCUGGCAGAGGUACCUGGAGUGUUGGGGAGGGAAGGAUUGAGGCCAGCAUCUGUGGCCCUGCGUGUCACCUGGGGCAGGCAGCAGGCACCCCUCAGGUGGCAGUGCCCCUCCUUUCUGCAGAGGGUCUUGCCACCGCGUCACCCAUGGGGGCAGUGCCCAGCCCACUGUGACACCCCCAGCCCACUGCUUUUCAGCAUCCCACAGCUGUGCCAAAGCAGGGGUGACCUCCAGGCUCAUGAUGCUAACCCUGACCACCCACCCUAUGCCCUGGGACGUCUGCAGCACCCUGGUGUGUCCAUCCAGAGCUGCCAUACUGCACAGUGCGACCAUUCAUGGCUGCCUCCAUCCUGGAGGUCUUGCUGGCCUUUCCAGUCUCCCUGGCACAGGUGUAGGCUCAGCCCUGGGCCCCGUAGACCCAGGUGCCACCUUGCCCUCUGCUGUGCCCAUGCCUCUCCCAGGGCUCACCACUCCUGUAUGCCACCUCCUAUAGAUUGUGAUACAAUAUACAGUAUUUUCAAUAGGGGAAAAAUUGGGGGGAGAUAAGCUCUAUUUUCAGAUUUUUCAGACCAUAUAUUUUUUAUGGCAUACUGGAAACUGGCUGGUCCCUGGGUGGUGCAGAUGGUGCAGACAGUGCGCCACACUGUGCUGGGUGGGUGCUGGGGUACAAGCAAAGUCCAGGCUAGCUCUCAGUCUCUGCUGCCAUGGAGAGAUAGUGUCACCUGCAGGCUUUCAGGUGUCACCUUGGAGGUGGCACAGAUCAGCGCCCUCUGGGCACCCAAGGGGGGGGGCAUGGUGCCCUACACUACUGCAGUGGCCAGCUCUGGCCAGGCAGGGCUUCAUCCUCACCCCACACUUGUCCUGCUGCUGUGCCUCUUGGGGCUCCUCAGACAAGGAGAACCCGCCAGUGCUCCCAUCAGCAGAUCUGUGCCCACCUGGUGCCGUGCCACUGUACUACUGUCCUUGGAUGGUCAAUAUAGAAGCUUUUGUGCCCCUAGCACAAUGUGUCCAGGGCACACUUAGCAGCCUGGGUGGCUGUAGUGGCCUCCCCAUCCUAGGUGCAAGGCUGCCCUUGACCCUGGAGCACCCUGAGGGUGGUUGCACAGACUGGUGCCCCAUGGCAGCGAGGCUGGAGUGGCGCAGCAUUGCCCGAGGUGGAGGUGACUGCUGCCUUAACAUUAUUUGCUUUAUUGAGUUUGGCCCUGCUUCCCACCUUGCCUCCCUCCACACAUCCUCAGAUGCCAGCACCUGUGCCAUGCACAGCCCCAAGUGUGGGGCACCCCGAUGGGUGGAGAUGCUCUGGAGAAGCCUGUACAUUGCUAGCAAAAGAUGAAAUGUGAAAAUAAUGAUUGUUUUAAAUAAAAAAUAACAACUGAAGCCA